CAACCUCUGAGGAUGCCUGCCAUAGAUGUGGGCGAAACGUCAGGAGAGAAUGCUUCUGGAACAUGGCCACACAGCCCGAAAGACAUACAACAACCCUGUGAUUCUGGCCAUGAAAGCCUUCGACAACACAUUGAACAUCUCUACGGGGAGAAAUUGUUCCAAGACACACGGAGAUUGGAAAAACUAAGGACCAGGAAAGCACAUCUACUGUGCUCCCUGACCUUCCUUCUACGCUGCAGAGACACAGAUACCAUCCCACAAUUUCUUGCAGCCAAAAGGACCUUCAAAACACCACAGGCUCAUCGCAUUUACAACCGCCUGGAACGCAACCUCUUGAGAGAGAGAAUCCACACCAUCCGUAAAGAACUCGCAAACACAGACAAAGAACUGCUGCACCUCCACAUCAACAUCAGCCAAAAGAUGAAUACCCAGGACUGGGAUAAAAUAGACAGCCUUACCUACAAGAAAAUGGAGAAAGACAUGGUUCUCCACACCAAGAGACAAAAACAAAAAUUUGACAAAUGCCGUAAGCAACAGCCAAAGCCAGAACUGGAUAAAUCACGGACCAUCAUCAACCUGACAGACAGACAACUCACUGAAGACCAAGUAUCCAUUCUAGAAAAAGGAGGAAAUUUUGCAGUCACCACCACCAGGAUCCCAGUAGAAAACAUCAUCGCCAAUGUUGAAUCAGCAAUUUACCAGCUCCCUGAGGAAGAAGCAGAGGAGGUAAGAAUGGAAACAGCAAGGAUCCUGAGAAAUGCAAAACUCCCCCCCAGCAACAUAACGAGAAAAGAAAGACAGGCCAUCAAAGAUCUCAACUCAGAUCCUGAAAUCAUCAUUCUUCCAGCUGACAAGGGGAAUGCCACAGUAAUCAUGGAAACAAAACAAUACAAAGAAAAAAUCAGACAACUUCUAGAUCCCACAAUUUACAAGAAACUGAAACAAGACCCCACUAACAAAAUCACCAGAAAAACGAACACUCUAAUCAAGAACUCCUCCAUUAACUUUGACAUACGCCAACAGCUGUGCAAAUCAGAAGCCCUCCCACCCAGGCUUUACGGACUCCCCAAAAUCCACAAGGACUCCAUCCCACUCAGACCCAUUGUAAGUGCCAUUGGAUCGCCGACUUACAACCUGGCAAAAUUUCUGGCUACACAGCUACAAACCCACAUUGGGCUCACUGCACAUUAUAUCAAGGACUCUACACACUUUAUAGAAAAGAUCAGCAACCUCAAUCUAAGCACCAAGGACAUCCUGAUCAGCUUUGAUGUGGUGUCCCUUUUUACCAAAGUCCCAGUAGCUGACACCCUCACACUAAUCAAACAAAACUUCCCAGAAGACAUCACAGCCCUGUUUCACCAUUGCCUCACCACUAGCUACUUUCAGUGGGACACUGGAUUCUAUGAACAGAAGGAUGGAGUGGCCAUGGGGAGCCCUCUCAGCCCAGUAGUAGCAAAUUUCUAUAUGGAAUACUUUGAAAAACAGGCCCUAGAAACAGCACCAAAAAAGCCAACUGUUUGGUUCAGAUACGUAGAUGACACCUUCACAAUUUGGAGCCAUGGAGAGGAAGAACUCAGCAAGUUCCUGGACCAUCUUAACAGCAUCCACCCAAACAUCCAAUUCACCAUGGAAAAAGAAAAGGAAGGAAAACUGCCAUUUCUAGAUGUUCUGGUCAUCCGCAAACCCAAUCAACAAUUGGGCCACACAGUUUACAGAAAACCUACACAUACAGAUAGAUACCUUCAUAAAAACUCCAACCAUCACCCAAGUCAAAAAAGGAGCACAAUCAAAGCCCUGACAGACCGUGCACAAAGAAUCUGCGAACCUCACCUCCUCCAAGGUGAACUCAACCACCUAAACUGGGCUCUACAGGCCAAUGGAUACUCCACCACAGACAUCAGAAGAGCUGCAAGGCCAAGAACAAGCCAUGAGAGUCAAGACAAAGAUCCACCCAGAGGAAAGGUGUUCUUACCAUACAUCAAGGGAACUACUGACCGCAUAGGGAAGCUGAUGAAGAAGCACAACCUACAAACUAUCUACAGACCCACGAAGAAAAUCCAACAAAUGCUACGGUCAGCGAAGGACAAGAGGGAUCCUCUCUCUUCUGCAGGAGUCUACCGGAUACCAUGCAGCUGUGGACAAGUCUACAUAGGGACCACCAAACGCAGCGCCCAAACAAGAGUCAAAGAACAUGAAAGGCACUGCAGACUAAUUCAACCAGAGAAAUCAGCCAUAGCAGAGCAUUUGAUGAACCAGCCUGGACACAGAAUACUAUUUGAGAACACAAAAAUGCUGGACCAUUCUAACAACUAUCAUGUCAGACUACACAGAGAAGCCAUUGAAAUCCACAAGCAUGUGGACAACUUCAACAGAAAGGAAGAAACCAUGAAAAUGAACAAAAUCUGGCUACCAGUAUUACAAAACUCCAAAAUCAAAACAGUAGAUGGGAACCAACACAAUGAGGACUUGACUGAACAAAGGAUGCCCCCAGGCAAGGGACAAAACAUUUCCAGUGCCAAUUAGGGUGAUUAACUGAAACAUUAAUGCUGGCUCCCAGUGACAAAGAACUCUUGCCACACCUUGGACUCUACACAGAUAUAUAUUCUUUCCUUUCCUGACUUAGUUUAUCCAUACCUCACAACCUCUGAGGAUGCCUGCCAUAGAUGUGGGCGAAACGUCAGGAGAGAAUGCUUCUGGAACAUGGCCACACAGCCCGAAAGACAUACAACAACCCUGUGAUUCUGGCCAUGAAAGCCUUCGAC
Messenger RNA from Anolis carolinensis (green anole), 2762 nucleotides. RefSeq lists its product as uncharacterized. The transcript has a single exon. NCBI's taxonomy places the organism in Eukaryota, Metazoa, Chordata, Lepidosauria, Squamata, Anolidae. Bases 13 to 2523 code for a protein of 836 amino acids. The record is from RefSeq and is a predicted model, not a curated record.